AUAAAAACAACAACAACAGCAUCAACAUCAAACUCAAUCAUCUCUGCGAGUAGCCGUCUAAAGACAUCAACAUCCCGUCUGCAAGGCCCAGUCCUAGGAGGUUCUGAACGGGUGUUGCCGGCUCUGACCUGGACCUCUACCACCGAGAUUCGGGCCCUGCUGGACGGUCUGCUGGACGAGCGGAUUCCUCUCUCAGACCUACAACCCAACGCGGUCUCGAGAGUAGACCAGGAAAUUGCAGAACUAUCGAGAUUUGCUGAAUCGACGCGGAAGCCAAGAAGUGAUAAUGAAAGUGUGGAUAAGGGGAAUUUGGAGAAAGAGAAGGAGUGGUUAGAACAGGUAGAGGAGGCAGCUCGGGAGGAUGUCGCUGCCCUCGGUUCCUUCGUCAAGACUCCCGGCUGUGCAACGAGUGAAAGCGCAGCGGCAGACACGAUGAAUGUGGCAGAGGAAACGGAGCUCGCCUGCAGGACUUUGGAUUUGUACGCCGACCACUUCAAAUGGGCGCGGGAGGAUCUCGCGGGCUUCCCGCUGGAUGCGGGAGGAGCGCCGGAAGGCCUCGGUUCCUCGACGGCCGACGGCGUGGGGUCGACUCUUUUGAAUUGGGGUCGCGCCGACGCGCGAGAGCGCAGCGUGCAGUGCAGCGUGACAGUGGGCGUCGCGGAACACAUUUUCAGGACCGCUUGCGGUUGCAGCGAUGAAGACCCCCAGGAGGACGUAGAUGCCGAGGGGAGGGUGGAUUGGGGCGUAAAGAUGCAGGAAUUGGCUCAGGACCCGUUCAUCUGUCCUGACUUGGGAGAUCUACCAGAUGAUUUAUCUGAAUACCUGAAUGAUGAUUACCUGAGGAAGUUUGUGGUCCCUAACCUGGACACAGAUGUGCUCUUUGAUGACACCUGGUUGACUUGUGAGGAUGAACUCAGCACCUGCAGUGCUCUUCCAGCGCCGGACGAGCUGCCCGGCCCAGAGAGCCACCGGCCGGAACAGAAGGACGACGCAACGGGAGACACCAAUAAUGGGAGAAAAAGACCCAGAGUUCCCCGGUCACAGCGGUGCACUGAUGAGAACACGCCAUCAAGGUCAAAGAGACAGAGAGCAGCAGGUCGACCAAAAACCAAAGUGGCACAGGCCGAGUCGUCUGUCACUCACGGCGCUGACACAGAGUCAGAGACGAGUUCAGCAGAGACGGCGGGCCUCUCCACCACUCCACCAAGAGUCCUUCAUCUCCAUCCCUCCAUUCAGUUUAUCCCCAUCCCAGAUUCUCCGGCAUAUCAGGUUGUUCGGGCAGUGAGGCUCUCUCAUCCCAUCAGACUUCCAUUCCCCAAUACAGCUGCUACACCUACUUUCAUAUUAGUUCCUGCUGCUUCGCCACCCUUCAAACAGCAGGAGCCACCCCUCUCCCCGAUGAACGGAGCAGUAGCGCCAGUCCAAAUGAGUUCCCCCCCACUGGGAUCUCUGUCAGACACCGCCAGCAAAGCCACGUCUCCCCCUUGGGCUUUACCCCUCUCCCCCAACAGUGAGAUUUCCACAUGUAAGGAAUCACCUCUUCCUCAGUCUCCCACUGUCCUUGAUAUUCCACAUGCUGUAAAGGACUACAUUCAGGAAGCCAAAGCACACGUGAGUCAAACCUGCCAGGACAUGGAGUCAGGCCUCAGUCUGACUGCUCAUUACGUAGAUGUGCAAGUGAGCCGGAGAGAGAUUCUCCGCUCUGGAAAGAACACCAACAAAUCCCUAGACAAGGAACUGGUCAUUACGGGAGAUACAGAUCGGCAAAAAAGCUUAUUGGGCCACGUGCAGAUAUUCGAAGGCUCAAAUGGAAACAAACCCAAAUGCUACAUAUUGUUACUCGGCAACGCUGGCAUUGGAAAAACCACCAUGAUCAGAAAACUGUGUCUCGACUGGUCCAGAAACUGCAUCCCACAGUUUGACUUUGUCUUCUUUUUACACGGCAAAGCGUUCUCUUUAUCGGGAGCAGCCUACAGCCUUCAGACUCUCCUAUUAAACCUCUCCUCUUUUGCCCCUCCCUGCAUGGACCCAGAGGCAGUCUACGCUCAAAUUCUCGCAGCCCCUAAGCGCGUGCUCAUCAUUUUCGAUGGGUUUGACGAGUUGCGGGAGUAUGAAAUUCUUCUCCAGACUCAAGAAAAAGACUUGAUAACGUUGUUGCAGAAAGACAGUAAAGCGCAGACCUUCACAGUAAGACAGUUGUAUUCUGCCGUCCUUCAGAGGCUCCUCCUUCCAGGCUGCACUCUCCUGCUCUCCACUCGACCACGAGGCACUGCCAGCCAGCUACUCAGGCGGUCGGACAGUCUUUUGGAGGUGUGUGGCUUCACCCCCACAAAUGUAGAGACAUAUUUUUCCCAGUACUUCACUGGUCCUGACCUCAGAGUACCUGCUUUGAACUGCUUAAAAAACUGCAGCUAUCUCCAACUCCUCUGUUGGAACCCUGGACUAUGUCGAUUGGUCUGCUUGGUUUUAGAACGGUGCAAAAGUUCGGAGGACCUACCGAGAACUUUAACUGGGCUCUGUCAUCAAGUGCUUCGUCUGAAACUGGAAAAGGACAGUGGGAGCACACACCUGGAGAAUGAAAGUCAAUCAGAAGUAUCUGUGCGAUCAGGGGAAGAACCCCAGACACAAAUCUCAAGAAGUUCUCAUGUGAAUAAGCGUCCGAAAAACGCUCAGACAAAUUCCAGAGGACCGGUUCGCACUCGCUCUCACACCCAAAGCACAAGGGGGUCAAAACAACAGGAGAAAGAGGAAGAUGACGUUGAUGGGGAGGGUAUGAAGAGUGUUGACGGGGAAGUAGAUGGAUCAGUCAGAGAGUUGCUGUCCCAGCUGAGUUCUUUGGCCUGGAAGGGGGUCAAAGCAAACUCCUCCAUCCUCCCCACAGGAUGGACCAUAUCGGACAAACUCAAGGCGUUCGGCCAAAGGACGGGACUCUUCUUCUCUUACCACCUGAGGCCGGGGCAGGUUGUCUCAGGUGAUGAGAGACGAGGAGGGGGAAGACAGGACAGAGAAGAAACGGGAACACCAAAGAAUGGAGAAAUGAGAGGAGAGAAGGGUGGGACGUCUCCUGAACACGCUGAUGCCAGCGAUGACUACAUCCUGUUGUGGGCCAACCCUUUCCUUCAGAGUUACCUGGCAGCGGUUCAUCUGUCUCUGUCGAGGUCCGUAACAGACCGUGCGUUCCUCCAGACCCUCCCUUUCCAGUCAGGCCAGAAGGGACGUCGGCGACCUCAGAGGGAGGAGCUCGAGCUCACUCAGCAGUUUGCUGUCGGGCUCCUGUUCCACGACAAGACGGAGCUGCAGAGGCUUCACUCAUACACAAAGGCAUCAUUCAGAGAUAUGGUGGCCGCCAAGCAGGCUUUAGUAACAAGUCACCUUGAGAGUCUCUCCCAUGGUGACCUGAGCCCCGCCCAGGUCCUGGAGGCUUGCCACUAUACGUACGAGGCGAGUUGCAUGCAUGGCGACGGCAGCAGAGACAGUGGUAGCACGCGAUUGGUCGCUCACCUGGCAGCGAAUCUUCCAGCAGUCCUGACAUUUCACGGAGUUCCACUCGAGCCGUCGGACGUGUUUGUUGUGCAGAACAUUCUCGAAAGGGGUGGAACUGAAGGAAGAAGAUUCUGUUUGGAUCUGGAGGAUUCUGGGAUACAGAUUUCGGGGCUCAGAGCUCUGGUGGGGCUCAACAACAUCGACAUAUAUAGGGCAUGCAUUGCUGACGUCAUCACCUUAUGGGAGCAGCUGGAGCAGAGUGGCGAAGAAGCCCUCCUACGAGAGACGGUCUCCAAAUUCAAGAUCCAUCCUCUGAAAGCCACACAGGUGUGUCACAUUGAGCACCUGGCGAAGCUGGUGAACAUACAUGUGCACAAGAGGCUGUCGGACAGUUCCAGCCAAUCAGAGUACAUCCUGGCAGAGGGAGUACCAGCUGUCAGAGAGCUACACAAACUGGAGUUAGAGCUUGGUCCAGAAAAAGGUCCCCUGGUUCUUCCCAAGCUUUGGGAGCUCCUGCCAGGUCUACAUAACCUUCAGCACUUAGAUCUAGAGAACAGUAAGAUAGAGGACAACGGAGCUGAGAAAUUGGCUGAUGCUUUAGUUCCACUUGGUUCCCUGGAGAUACUCAAUCUCCCACAGAACUGUAUCGGAGACCAGGGGGUUAAAAAACUAGCAACCACGCUGAGGGAUCUGCCCAAACUGCACUGUUUAAGUCUCUACAGUAAUGAGAUUUCUGAUGAAGGUGCAGAGAGCUUAGCAGCUGUCCUCCCAUACAUGGCUUCGCUCACUGACCUGGACGUGAAAUAUAACAAGCUGACAGACGUUGGAGCGCAGAGCCUUGGAGCCAGUCUGAGGAACUGUAAAAAGAUGAAGACUCUGAGGAUGUGGAACCAGUGUAUUCCAUACGGAGUGCUUGAGCGACUUCAGCAGCAGGACGGCCGGAUCCACUGGCAGUAGAACGACAUCGGACCCGGACGUGGACUUUUAAUCCUGUAUCUCGGACAUACAUGUUCAGAGAGAGAGAGAGAGAGAGAAUGCACUAAAAUAAAAACAAUAAUUCUCUGCUGCUUUGUACAUCUUGUGCAGAUUCUGUGAAAGUGUCCACUUAGUGCUACAAGGGAAUAAUUCAGCGUUACACGGUGCUGCUUGUGUGUACUGAACAGCUGUUUUGUAAUGCUUGGUAUGAAUUCAAGAAGCACAUUUGCACCGAGAUACUAUUUAUGCAAUUAGAGAUUUGUUUUCUGUCUACUGCCAUUGCCUGUGAGGCCUACUAUUUAAUGUGACUUUUACAGUAUUGUUGUUUGCACUUCUCCUGCGGCUGUAAAUGAGACAUCGCUUCACAAUCGCAUGGCACUUUAAUAUAAAUGAAGUAAUGUUUCAUGUCGUCACGCGGAACAUUAUUUCCUUUCCUCUUUUUUUCACUCAUUGUUUGAUACUGAGUUUCAUCUGUUUAUUAAGAGCUUAUUUUCGCUUCCUUCCCAACAGGUUUCUGUUCUCUAUUUUGAUGCAAAGUGACCUUUCCAUUGUUUUUGUGCAUUAGCGUCUGCAACACUGCGUAGUUCAUCAUAUCACUUUAUUUAUAUUUACACCGAUAUGUUUCUGAGUGUACAGAGCGAGGGCAGACCCAAUUGUGAUAUCAUGCUAAAAUAGGUAUCAUAAAUACUUGGUUAUCGUUAUGGUAAUGUUUCAUUCACCAGACAGGGAGGGUGUAGAGUUGCAUUAUGGGAAAUGAAGGAUCCAGUGCUUUGAGGGCUAGACCCAUAUUUGAAACUAAAAGUCUGGAUAUCUAAGACUCUGAUGUUUUGAUUUUGAAAAUAUUAGUUUCUAAUCUAUCCCCAAUGAUUAUGGUAAAGGACUACUAAAUUGUUACUGCAUAAGUAAAAUAAAACACAAUUAAAUAUUG
Molecule: messenger RNA, 5386 nt
Organism: Cyclopterus lumpus (lumpfish)
Lineage: Eukaryota; Metazoa; Chordata; Actinopteri; Perciformes; Cyclopteridae
Gene: ciita
Product: class II, major histocompatibility complex, transactivator
Biological process (GO): inflammatory response; positive regulation of MHC class I biosynthetic process; positive regulation of transcription by RNA polymerase II
Molecular function (GO): protein binding
Source: RefSeq, a predicted model, not a curated record